UUCAUUCAAGUGUGGAUUGGUGGUAAAACGGCAGUGGAAAUUAACACUGCUUUUUAUUGUGACAUUAUUUAAACAUACAAAGCAGAUCCACCACUCUUUUGGCGGGUGUUUGGCACUUACGACGGCGGAAUCUGUCUCGUUAACCUUCGCAGAUCUUCGUUAGCCUGGACCAUUCCUGCAGAAGAUGAGCAGCGGCCCAGAUGCCAACAAGGAGUUCACGGAGCAGCUGCGGCUGCAGGAACUCUAUGGCCAGAGAAAGGAGGACGGCUCUGACCCGUUCACCUACACCGACCCGGAGGACGGGACCGUCUAUGACUGGGACAACGAAAAGAAGGCCUGGUUCCCUAAAAUAACAGAGGACUUCAUGGCAGCCUACCAGGCCAACUAUGGCUUCACUAAGGAAGGCGAUCCAGAUGCAAACAAUGCUGCAGUGAGCGGCGCUGAAGCAGCAGACAGCAAGCCCUCGGUGAAGCAGGCAGCUGGCAAUGCCACCGAGAACCUGGACCCAGAACAGCAAGAGUCUGCGGCUAAAGAAGCCAAGCAGAAAGCGGAGAAGAGGAAAGCAGACCCAGGAUGGUUUGAUGUUGAAGACACUAAAAACACAAACGUUUAUGUGUCAGGUCUGCCCCCCGACAUCAGCACCGAAGAGUUUGCCGAAUUGAUGUCAAAGUGCGGCAUUGUGAUGCGGGACCCCAUCACUGAGGAGUACAAGGUCAAACUCUACAAGGACAAAGACGGGAAUCUGAAGGGAGAUGGCCUCUGCUGCUAUCUCAAGAGGGAGUCGGUGGCAUUGGCUAUGCGUCUGAUUGACGAGUCAGAGGUCAGAGGUUACAGACUCCACGUGGAAGUAGCACGCUUUGAGCUGAAGGGCCAGUACGACGCCAGUAAGAAAAAGAAGAAGAACAAAGAUUAUAAGAAGAAGCUGCAGCAGCAACAGAAACAGUUGGACUGGAGGCCAGAGAAGCAGGGAGAUGUGAGGAAGAGGCACGAGAAAGUUGUCAUCAUCAGGAACAUGUUCCAUCCCAGUGACUUUGAGGAAGACCCACUGGAGUUGAAUGAGUAUCGGGAAGAUUUGCGGUCAGAGUGUGAGAAGUUCGGGGAGGUCAAGAAGGUCAUCCUUUUUGAUAGACACCCAGACGGCGUGGCAUCCGUCUCAUUCAAGGAGCCCGAGCAAGCGGACGCAUGCAUCUUGUCGUUCAACGGCCGCUGGUUCGGAGGAAGGCAGCUGUCUGCUCAGCUUUGGGAUGGAACGACAGACUAUCAGGUGGAAGAGACGUCACGAGAGCGAGAGGAGCGUCUGAAGGGGUGGUCUACGUUCCUGGAGACGGAUGAGCAAGGCGAGAAGAACAACAACAACACCACCACCGACACUACCACCACCAAGCCAGCUGAGACGGGCACUGCCACAGAACCAACGGUGCCCUCCGAAACCGCGGAGCCCGAACAGCACCCAGAAACGGAACCGCAGCCCUCGCAGGAAAAGGAAAGGGAACAGGACAUGGACUCUACAGACAGCAGCAUGGCAGGAAGUGAUGAUGAAGAAGCCUAGACACUUAAAUGCACAUCUUUGGUCCCCAUGGCAGCCAAUUAGGACAAUAGUGCUCGAACUGCCGCAAAGCUCUGUGUUGAUCAGGAGGAGGUGGAGUAAUGUUGACUGUUUGAUUUGUUUUUGUAAUGUGGAAAAAUAAAAAUAUAAUUUUCUCCAUUCUAAUAUCAUCAUCUUGGUUUAUAUUGUUAUGAGACCUACACUAGAGGGCUUUUCCUUAAAUACACAGCUUUCCCUUUAUUUCAGUGUCAGUUUGAUUACAGUAUCGUAACCCUAAAAUAUGAAUGAUUUACAAAAAGAUACAUGUCUGAAACUGAAACUUGUUGGAUCUGAAAUGUAAUAGAUUGUUUAUUCAAUGCCAGUAAUUCAUUCUGAUUUGUUUUUAACAUCUGAGAUUUUAUUAGAGAUUUUUUUUAAAGUAAUGUCCCUCCUUGACACUCAUUUAUUUUUUAAAUCAGGCUUUUGAGCUUUUUUGAUUCCUCUUCUCAACCAUCUGAUUAUGUCACAGAAUCGUCCUGAAACAAAAACUCUCAAAGGAUCAGGAACCGGUUGUCCUGUGGCAUUUUAAUUGUGCCUCAUUCCUGAGCAAGAAGUUUGAGAUUUGCACCACAUGAUAUAUAUUUUAAAGGGUAAGCAAAAAUUUUGUUUGCGCCAACAAAAAUCUGUUCCAUGCUCAAAUGUAUUUGCAUGUCUACCAUUUUCCGUUUCAACUUACAAUAAUAAACCCUCUCACGCAGUUACACUCA
Messenger RNA from Scophthalmus maximus (turbot), 2292 nucleotides. RefSeq names its product HIV-1 Tat specific factor 1 (gene htatsf1). The transcript has 10 exons. Gene Ontology annotation, molecular function: RNA binding. Lineage: Eukaryota; Metazoa; Chordata; Actinopteri; Pleuronectiformes; Scophthalmidae. The record is from RefSeq and is a predicted model, not a curated record. Gene Ontology annotation, cellular component: U2 snRNP; U2-type spliceosomal complex. The coding region runs from base 185 to 1549 and encodes 454 amino acids. Gene Ontology annotation, biological process: mRNA splicing, via spliceosome.